AUCAAGUUAUGGCUUCUGGGAAUCAGAGGACUAAUUACUCUGAGGCAACUGUUGAGAUAAAGAUAAAAACUUUAGAUUCACAAACAUAUACUCUGCGUGUGGAUAAAUGUGUCCCAGUACCUGAGCUUAAGGAACGAAUUGCUACUGUUACUGGUGUGUUGUCUGAACAACAACGCCUCAUAUGCCGUGGAAGAGUUUUGAAGGACGAUCAGCUCCUCUCAGCAUACCGCAUCCUUUUUAUGUUUGUUAAUUUCCAUAUUUUCUGUUUUAAGCUUAUUCCUCUCUGCUAUGGCUGAUUGUUAAUUGGUCAAGUAAGAAUAUUUUCAUGUGCACAUUUGAAACAAUUUACUCUUUAAUUCCUCUGUGUUCUUGUAAUUUUUCCUGCUACCAAUGGAUUUCCUUAAAUGUGUCCAUCAAACUGCCUUUUGUGGCCAUAAUUUUUCACUCUAUCAUCACAGCCCUUGCAUGUCUUUUGAAUUUUGAUCUUUCUAUGAAACGAAUGUUGGAAGUUUUAUUCUCAAAAGUAUUUAGCCCAUAUAUUUUUCUUUUCUUAUAGAUAAUUCAAGUAAUGCUUGAAGUUGUGUAUAGCAAAUAGAAGGUUUGAUCUCUGAAAAAUAACUUUAUGUUCUGCAUGCUAAUAUUUUAUCUACAUAUUGCUUUGUCUGUUUGGAAAAGUUUCUUGCUACAUUUGGUUUAGAUGUGGAAGAUGGUCACACAUUGCAUUUGGUUGUUAGACAACCAAUUCCCCCAUCAUCAGAUAGCUUACCAAAUAUCGAUCCAGGAAAAAUUAAAGUAAAUGGUGUCAUUUGCAGAAACCGAUCAUCUCUCAAAUGCUUUCCACAGUCAAGGUAUUGGAGGAGAGCCAAGUGUAUUAGUUGGAGCCUUCAAUAUUUCUGAAAAUGGAGAUGGGGCAUUUCCAGCAUUUAAUCAGAUUCUCUCAGCCUUUCUCAAUUCUAUUGGUGUUGGAAGUGGCAGCCAAGUGGUUACUCCUUGGGAGCCCUCUAAUAGUGGAUUGGGAGAUUUUAGCGGACAACAACAGCACCAAGCAACUCUGCAGCCACCUGUGGUUCCUGAUUCUUUGGCAACAUUGUCCCAGUAUCUUAGUCAGUUGAGAGAUGAAUUUGGGACUAGUGGGGGCAGUAGAAACAAUUCCCACAUUGCUGCAACUCAUGGGAUCAAUCUACAAACCGCUGACUCUGCCCUCCCUUCAACAGCUGGACAAAGAGGGCUUUCUAGGCCAGCAUCCUUGGCAGAAGUGCUGUUGUCAACCAGGCAAUUAUUGAUAGAACAAGUUGCUGAUUGCCUAUCUCAUCUUGCACAACAACUAGAGGGUCAAGCAAAUGUUACAGAUCCAACAGUUCGGAUGAGUUUUCAGACAAACUGUCUUAGAUAUGGAGCUCUUUUGCAGAAUUUGGGUGCCUUGAUACUCGAACUUGGUCGUACAACAAUGACAUUACGAGUGGGCCAAACACCGGCUGAUGCUAUGGUGAAUGCUGGACCUCCUGUAUUUAUAUCAACUUUUGGCCCAAAUCCUAUGAUGGUUCAGCCAUUCCCCUUCCAAUCUGGAACAAGUCUUGGGACAACCCCUGUUGGAACUGCUGAAGUUACAAGGAAUAUCAACGUAAGGAUACGAACAGGUUCAUUUAUGCCCAAUGAAAGGGAUUCAAACAUUCUACAGCCAUCCACCAGAGAAACCAACCCAGCAGUUUCUGGUGUCGCAGAUUCUGUUUCUCAAGCAACUGCUGCAUCGUUGGGAAAUCCUCCUUCCAUCAGGGUGUCUGAAGUGCGGGUAAUGCCUAUUAGGACUGUGGUCACUGCAAUUCCUGCUUCAGUUAGGCAAACAUUUUCUGAUUCAUCUCAUAGUUCAAUGGGCUUAUUCCAUCCAGUCUUAGAUGGAGCUCAAAAUGUUAAUUCUGAAAUUCUGGAUAACACAAGUAAUUCUCAGUUGUCUAGUGACCAGAACCCUUGUGUGCCAAGCAAUGCUAGUGGUAAUGGUGACUUUCAGACGCUCGCCACAAUUUCUACCACACAUGAGGCUGCUGCCAACUCACAAGAGGCAACACCAACAGUGGGUAGCGAAGGAGCUUUCUUCUCUAAUGUGCUUCGUCAAAUGAUGCCCUUUAUAACUCAAAAUGUAGCAUUGGGAUCAGAAGUUGCAUCUUCAGGGAGAGAUGCUCCUAAUACAGAAGCUUCGACACAGGCUUCAGACUCAGAUGUUGGGAGUUCCUCCAGGCCACGAGGUGACACUUCAUUUGAUGGUCCAAGUAAGCGUCAAAAGAGGGAUUGAUUUGUCAUGGGAGUCCUGCAUAAGAAAGGAACACCGGCGUGCACAAACUCUUAACAGCCGUAUCAAAUUAGGACACAAAAAAUUAGAGGAACAUAGUUUCGUUGUUUCACUUGUUUCAUUUACUUUGAAGAUUGAUAAAAGCAUAUGCCCAUUUGUAAAAAAAUUUUGCAUCUUAACAAUUUUUAUUUCCUUUUCUUUUCUUUGUAGUAUAGGUGGUGAUUGAAGCUUGACACCACUCUUAGAUUGUCUUGUAACCACAUUAUAUUGAUUUGCUUCUUAUUGAUUAAGUAAUUCUGUGGUC
This is a messenger RNA of Manihot esculenta (cassava), 2588 nucleotides long. Its product is annotated as ubiquitin-like domain-containing protein CIP73. NCBI's taxonomy places the organism in Eukaryota, Viridiplantae, Streptophyta, Magnoliopsida, Malpighiales, Euphorbiaceae. The record is from RefSeq and is a predicted model, not a curated record. Gene Ontology annotation, cellular component: BAT3 complex. Gene Ontology annotation, molecular function: misfolded protein binding; polyubiquitin modification-dependent protein binding. Bases 797 to 2287 code for a protein of 496 amino acids. The transcript is spliced from 13 exons.